AUGAUGGACCUCACGCCUCCACCACUCAUUCCGUCGCCAGCACUGUCGCAUCAACAAAAGCAGCAGCAGCAGCAGCCGCCGGCCCAGCAACACCAGCAGCCUCCCUCGCCACACAAUCGUCCCCAACAAGCACAGCAACGCCAACAGCAUCGGCCACAGGUAACGUCACACUAUGGCAUGGUUCAGAACCGCUCCUCAGCAUCAUCGACGGCCGGCUACCCCUCGGUCGCUCUCUUGGACCUCGACCGGGGCACCUCUUCGACGGCCCAACGGCUCCAUCUAGGUCGAUCAUCGCAGGCCCUAGCACCAAGGACGAUCACCGAGCCGCAGUGGGAGUAUCCCCAUCAGCUACCUCCGGUGCUUGACACUGGUCAUGACAUCUUCGCCAACUAUGCAAUCGUCCAGCCUCAGGAACCGGCUGCUGAAGCCUACCACGUCCAUCCAACAGUUGGUCAGGAUUGGGCCUCGCGGCACGCGGGACACAAUGCAAGUGACCGAACCUCGAAUCCCGUUGUCCAUGGCAAUGAAUUCGCAUAUACCUCCCAUGACGUUGGCAUGCUAGGAGUUAACCCCCACGACCCGUCCCCUGGGCCAGCGGCACACCAGACACUGACCCUGCCAACAUGCCCCCCUAACGAUACUACCGGCACCGUCCUGAGCUCUUCGGUCAACCCGUUUCCCUCGCAGUCGCCACCGAGCUUUGUCGCGCAAGGAUGGAUAAGACCCAGUGGUAGCGGCCUCUCGCAGCGAGCCGUGCUGUCAGUGCCGGCCACCUCAGCUUCUGUCGUCGCAAAUACUACCCGCACGCGGCGUGUGCCUCGGAAGCACACUACCAAAGACGAGGCCAAUUUUCAAUGCACAGUCGAGGGUUGCGGCAAGUUCUUCAGCCGCAGUUACAAUUACAAGUCACACCUUGAAACCCAUGACGAGCAACGCGAAUACCCCUUUCCGUGUCUGGUGAGCGGCUGCCACAAAAAGUUUGUCCGGAAAACCGAUCUUCAGCGACAUCACCAGAGUGUCCAUGCCAAGGAGCGAAAUUACCGUUGCGACUACUGUGGCCGGCUCUUCGCCCGCAAAGACACCUUGCGCAGGCAUAUGGAGGAUGGCUGCUCCAAAAGAUUCGACAUCAAGACUCUCGAUCUGCACAGCCGUGGGCUCUCGGCUCCCGUUCCGCCAGCCCCGAGGAUCGAGCAAGAGAAUGGUGGGGCAGAUGGAAAGGGCCUCCUGAUGCCACCAACUUCACCACACACACUGCCGCCGGAACAACCCUGGCGAAGUUAA
Molecule: messenger RNA, 1281 nt
Organism: Purpureocillium takamizusanense
Lineage: Eukaryota; Fungi; Ascomycota; Sordariomycetes; Hypocreales; Ophiocordycipitaceae
Exons: 2
Coding region: 1-1281 (426 amino acids)
Biological process (GO): regulation of transcription by RNA polymerase II
Molecular function (GO): RNA polymerase II cis-regulatory region sequence-specific DNA binding; DNA-binding transcription factor activity, RNA polymerase II-specific
Source: RefSeq, a predicted model, not a curated record